Messenger RNA from Danaus plexippus (monarch butterfly), 4105 nucleotides. RefSeq lists its product as uncharacterized. Bases 30 to 2975 code for a protein of 981 amino acids. Gene Ontology annotation, cellular component: plasma membrane. Gene Ontology annotation, molecular function: protein binding. Lineage: Eukaryota; Metazoa; Arthropoda; Insecta; Lepidoptera; Nymphalidae. The transcript is spliced from 9 exons. The record is from RefSeq and is a predicted model, not a curated record.
AGCAUUAUUAACAGACAUUUGUUUUCAAAAUGGUUAACGGCAAUUACGUCCUGUACGGAGACAGACCGGCAUCGGAGUCGCAAAUUGUGAGCGAUCAUGUUCAAACAAGGACAGCCGAGAGGAAACCGAAACGAAAGUCCAACAGAACAGCCAACGAAGUCCAGCAUACUCUGAACCUCGACGAGCUGGAUAAUCAGACUGACACGGUUAAAUACGAGAACAAAAUCAAAGAACCCAAGCUGUUGAGGUAUGUCCCAACGACUGAGGUGGAGGAGAACUUUGUGACCGAGAGAUUCGAGACUUUAGACGCUAAGAUGAACGAUGAGCCGCCGAGAAGGAAUUUUACAAAGAAGCCCAAAAACCCGACCGAUGGGUCUGUUAACUACGCCUACUCCAGAUCUAGCAGCAGUUGCAGCUCCCCGAACGGUAAUCUGCCGACGAUAUCCGAACACGUUGAACAGUACGGAACCUACAGAGUUUGCUCUCCACAUUCACCACCGAGGAGUAUGAGCAAUAUAAAUUGCUAUGAGUCGAAACUAGAUAAAUAUUUCUCGAAACCGAGAGAUUUGAAGACCUUCACUGCAAAGGGCUCUCAUCCCGACAGUUUGUACCGCGUGUCUUCAGACGAAGCCGCCGGCUCAGACAGGUUGAUGCGCGCCCUACGUCUGCUCCGCUGGCCUCUUGCACUGUUUACCGUCUGCGUAGCCUUAGCAGCCUUUGUAUACUUUUUGAUGCCAGUUAAUAUGGAUUCCGAAAUAGACGCCGUGAACGGAACUUUUUGGGAAGAGAGUGUAUCGGAGGCUCAGUCGCAUAGUGCUCCAAAAAUAUCGAAAAAUCUGAACGAAGAAAGGAAAACGCGACCGCUAGGUAAGACACCGGAAAUCGACUUUUAUGACGCUGAUAACGGUAACGUAAAUGAUUUAGGAUCAAUAGUUGAUACGAUGGCAAGCCCGAACAGAAAGUUGCCCGCACCACCAGUGUUCCCCAGUCACGUUUCGCUUGAAGUUCAAUAUGGAAACGAAAAAGCGGAUUCGGAUAAGGCGCGUAUGUCCAAAGUUCUUAAAGAACCGGAGGACGAAUCGACAUUAAAACCGCAUAUAACUCAGAAACCAGAAAAACCAUUGGCAAUUUACUUCAAAGAUGCUAACAGUAUCACGACGUCAACGGACGCUGGACUCAUUGCAGAGACAUUCACGGAUGCGGAAUCCUCAAACGAUAUUGCUAUAUUUUUGAAGAAACAACCAAAUAAAUUAGCGGGUCAAAACAAACUUCAUCAAACAAAUCCAUCUUUGUUCAAUAAAAACGACAUCAAGACGCGCUUCGUCGCUCCCGAAGUCUCAGAGUACUACGCGCGUCCCGUUGCCAACAGUGAAGUGAAAUUCACAUCAGGUCAUUCUAAGUUUUUUGGUAUUUCGAUAGAGGAUGCCCAAAAUAUGAAAUCGACAACUCAAAACUCACUCUAUAACACCAGAGUAUCGCCCACUCUGCCGACUUGGAAAGACAGAGGUGACGCUACAACUAAAAAAUAUCCCAUCAACUACGACGCUCCCCAAUGUCGUUCUACUCGUCUGUCUCUCUGUCGCGGUGUUCUUCCAUACGACCUGGCCAGUGCCCCGGCCUCCAUCGCCAUGACGGACGUCACCACUCUCCUGCCACAGAUAGAGUACCUCGUCAGCACCAACUGCAGUGAACGUGUCAGACACUUCGCUUGUUCUCUGCUCGAACCCGAGUGCAGCCCUCCGCCAUACUCACCGAAACUACCCUGCUAUAAUUUCUGCAAAGCAAUCGUGGACAGUUGCGAGGGCAACAUACCAAGCGAGUUGCAACCAAUGUUCUCGUGCAACCAGUACUCCACUGGGAACUGCGCCCCGGCUCGUGGUCCCUGUUAUCAGCGGGAGUUGGCUUGUGGGGACGGGACCUGUGUUCCCAGGGACUGGGUGUGUGAUGGAACCAGAGACUGCCCUGCCGGAGAGGACGAGGCGCCGUGUUCCGCCUGCGACGACAACGAGUACCGCUGCAGUUCAGGGAUGUGCAUCACCAAACGUUGGCUGUGCGACGGAUACGCGGACUGCGCCAGUGGGGAGGACGAGAGAGAUGAGCUGUGUAGAGGAAGAUUGAGGAACGGUUUAUUGAGGGACAGGAAUCAGAAGCUGGCGGGAAGAUACGACGGAGGAGGGGCAGAAGACACACACGAACCAGGGGAGGAACUGGCUGGAUCCGCGCCAGCGCCAUCUGUUAGGAAACCAAAUAGAUUACCUGUUGAUGGAAGGAAUGGUGAAAAUGAAAGCAGCAAGGAAUUGCUCAUGACGAGUGACAGCAACAGCGGCUUCAGAAGGAACUACACACGAAGACCAUCUCCGUCGCGGCUCACGCCGUACAAACGACUACAGGCCAUGACACCACUACAGGACAAGACGUCCUCCGAAGAGGAGAAGGAAUUACUGUUCAUGGAGACAUCACUCAGAAACAAAACAAACAAGACAAAUACAACCAAAGAACCAGACAACAAGAAGGAUUCGGCGGAAGAUUUGACUUUAGAUGAUUUGGGCUUGUUCGACAUCGAGAAGAACAAGCCGGUGGAAGUCAAUAUGGACAACAAGACAGAGACACACGCACAGAGAGCGAACGCACAAGAAGCGGCUGUUCAUAAACAAGACUCGGUGGAGGAACCCACGCACACGUCCGUAGCAGUGAGGGUCAACCAAACGAUGAAGAAAUUAGACCGCGUCAUAGACGGGGCGUCCAUGUUAAGGAAAGCAGCAAAAGAACGUCAAGCUGACAUCAUGGAGUCGAUCGAAUCCAACGGAACAGCGGUAGACAACUCCGAAGACAUGGCAUACAACAGCGCCCACGCCUCCCCCUGUCCCAGCAGCGAGCUGCGGUGUGUGGACGGCAGGUGCAUCACACUCUCCCAGCUCUGCGACGGCACCAUCGACUGCUCGGACCACGCGGACGAGGACAACUGCUACACGUGACGCCGCCCGCCGCCUUUUAUACACGGCGACUCAACCAGACGAUUUGAAUAUAGAAUACAAACAUAACAUUCAUCAUAAGGUAAUGCAACUGGCGAUUUAUAAUUAAAAUUCCAUAUCAUCAACUGGAAACUAAUAUAAACAUCGGUUUUAAAUCUAGAAUCCUCAUAAGACACAUCGGAAGCUGAAAAUAAUGUUAUUAGUAUACGCGAUUUUGAAUUUAGAAUACCUAUAAAAUAAGACGCUGUGAGGUUAAAAAUGACUCUGAAACACACAACAGGCGGCCGCUGUGGAUUUUGAAUUUAGAAUCCAUUUAAAAUUUAUGUGGAGUUAGUUUUUAAAAUACUGAUUAGUUUUUGCUUGAGUAUGAUUUCGAUGUCUUUAUGCCAUUAUUAUCAUACUAUUGUAGAAUUUGUCUACAAUUUAGCCAUUGAUAAUAUCAUUUAUGUCUGAUUUUCUAAGACGGUGCUUUUUAAAAAAAAAAAAUUUUUCCAGAAUUAUGUUAUUUACUCCUUCAUUAUGUAUUGCUAAGAUCUAGGAUAGUUUCAUAAUUGAAUAUUUGCGACAGAUAUUUUAUUGUAUAAGCUGUGAUAAAGCAAUGCAUGUUAUUGGUAAAAUUAUAUUAAGUUUAGGUUAUUAUUACUUAUUAGGUAUGUCUCUUUUUUUAUGUUACGUCAUAAGACAUUUAACUUUCAUUUUUAUUCCAUAUUUAAAUAUAACUAAUAAUUAAUUAUUAAGUAUUACUAAGUUUAAGUUCUGUGCCGUUUUUUUUUUUUUUUACUUUUUCGUUUUCUAGUUCAUUAAUGAGUUUAAGCAGUUUCUUGUAAAUAACGCUAGGUAAGGUUUAUUUAUUCUCUACAGAUUCUUAUGAAAUUCAUUUAAAACGAUAUAUUUGCAUUAAUAUUAACGUAUCGUUUUAUUUUAAUUUAUUAAAUCCAAAGUAACGUCAUAAUACCAGUUUUUUUUUUUUAUAUUGUCUUAAGAAACCGUCCAAGAAAUUUAAUAUAGAGUUGCUCGUAAUUAAGUAUUUUGUAGCUUGUAAAGAUGUGUGUAGCUUAAAAAGCGAAAUUUAGUUGUAAGUAAUGAUAAGAAAUUUUGUAAUUUUGUAACUUAAAUAAAGAUUUUGCUCUGUU